Molecule: messenger RNA, 2908 nt
Organism: Aegilops tauschii subsp. strangulata
Lineage: Eukaryota; Viridiplantae; Streptophyta; Magnoliopsida; Poales; Poaceae
Source: RefSeq, a predicted model, not a curated record
CCCGCGGUCCUUUUUACAGUGGCUGGGCACAUGGAUCCAUCCUCCUCCGCGCACCAGUGGGGGCGGUCGUCGUCGGCUCCGCCAAGCGCCUGCUCGCCCUCGACAUGGCAAUGAGAGAGGCGGAGCGGCCGGCGGGCGGGACAGCCCCACGGACCACGCCGAGCCGAGCACCGCAGCCGACAUGGACAUCGACUCCGGCGGAGGCCAUGCGGGCAGGGAUCCGGGCGCCAAAAGGAGGCACGGCGGCGGCAGCGGCGACGAUGCGCACGUCGUGGUCCAGAGGCCGGAGAAGCGCCGGAUUCUCGCGUGGAGGGUGCGCCAGUACCGGUCCCUGGUGGCCGAGGCCAAGGCAGCGGCGAGGAGGGCCAGAAUACGGACGGUGAGGAAGAGGACGGCCGCUUGGAAGAGCGUCCAACAGCAAUUCGCGCGCGCCACCCUGAGCUGCGACGGCCUGCACAAAUGGAGCCCCGGCGGCGGCGGAGGAGCUGCUUAGCAAUAUUAAAGAUCCGCUGCUUCAUUCAUGCCUUCCACUGGGCAUUGAUCUGUCUCCAGUCUCCACUGCAUUUCACUAGCAGCAGUUUUCGCCUUGUGAGAUUUUUGCAGUUAGAUGAUUCCGAGAGAGCAAAGAGUGAGUUGAGAGGGAUGGAGAGAGCACAGAAGGGAAGGAGAAAGGAAUAGGGAGGCGCGGCGAUGGUUGGUUCUCUGGCGGCACUGGAUCGGGCACGGGCGCAGAGCUCCUGCUCGGGGACGCGAAGAUCCAGGGAGGCACUCUCCCAUUCAGUUAACCUUACUAUCGGUUCCUGGGUGCAGCCCCGGCCGCCAUCGCCUGAACGGCGCGGACGCGUGCUUCUCCCCAGGGAGGGCCAUGCCGCUGCAGAUGAAACUGAAUCCCCUUCCGAGCCGGCGAACAUGACAUGGUUGGUUUCACGGGAUCGACUCGGCUACCUACAGAAGUGCCACCAAUCUGAAGUUCUGAACCAAGCUAUUGCGUCAAGGCAUGUAGGUUGAUUCAUAUGAUUCUUCAGCGGCAGCAAAAGUUUUUCAUGUACAUUCCUUCCUAUAAGCGACGGGCGCGACACGCACCUCCAACCAAUGCUUUCCCCGGUGAUCCCCGGCCACGAGCACGUCUAUCCCCUACAAGCCGCUACCGGUGCUCCCUCUCCGCUGGAUGCGGCAAGGUCGUGUGAGUGUUCUGUAGGUCGGCACUGCACCAUGGGCACAGGAUCGUCGCCCUCAUGGCCACAGCCGCAAACUUCGUGUCUGGCCUGCUUAUCCUCACCACUUUCAGUGUCGGAGGCAGUGCGUGACUGGUGACCAGUGUCCGACUUUGAUCGUCGAUGCUGAUGAUGGAUUCAAGCACUCCACCAUAUUCUUAGCUACAUCGUCAGGAUUCACACCUCGUCAGAUCCGAGAUCUCUGAUUUCCGAGUAAAUAGCAUAAAACUACUAGUUUACAGGCUUUGGUUCCAAAAAACUACCACUUUUUAUAAUUUUUCUCAGAAAGCUACCGAACGCGCGGUCCGCUGUUUCAAAAAACCCAAACCCGCGGUGACUAGCGAUUUAACCCGUUUUCUGACGGACCGGGCCCAUCUGUCAGCCCACGUGGCCACGCGCGCUCACGGCGCGGCCGUUAACGGCCGUUAGCCGACCGGCCCGGUCGGAACUGGGGUAAAUAACCUGCUCGGUCGGUCGGGCGCACCCGCUCGCACACUCUCUCGUGCUCGCUCGCUCACUCCCCUGCUCUCACUCCCCUGCUCCAGUACGAGCUCGCCGCCGCUCGUCGUCUUCGAGGCCGGUGGCCGUCGACCUCCUUGCCGCAAUGCCUUCCUGGAACGACGAGGAAACCAGCUCGGAGGAGGAGUGCGAGGUUGUCAGCAUGGACAUGGGACUUAUGGAGGAACCAGACACCACUGUGGAGCCCCUUUUCUGUGGCCAACUUGAGCUUGCUCAUCCCAAGUGCAUUCUGCACCAACUGAGGCCUAUUAAGCAUGUUGCUUUUGAAGGGCCUGUAACAGGAAGGCGUUUCUAUGGCUGCCCAGUCCAGGAAAAUGGUGUGAAUUGUGGUGUUGUAGAGUGGGUUGAUGGGCCUUGGCCAACUGUUCUUCAGAGAUGUUUGUGCAAACUAUGGGAGAUGUUCCAUGAGCAGAACUUUGGAAGGGUACAGGACAAGGAGAAGUUUGAGAAGGAGUUGGCCAGGCUUAAGAGUGAACAUGAAAGGGAGUUGGCCAAGCUUAGGACUGAAAAUGACAAGCUUUGCAUUGAGUACACCAAGCUUGUUGAUGAUGUAUCCAAGAUGUUUGAUUGGCAGGAUGGUAGGGUGGACAAGAAGGUGUACCAGAAACAAGUGGAGGAGGAAGAACUUGAGAAGAAGAAGAAGGAGCUAGAGGAGAAAGCUAUGUUGGAGGUGCAGAUGGAAAAGCUCAAACUUGCAAAAGAGCAGAGGUGCAUUUUGCAGAGCCAAGCUGAUAUCAUCAAGAACACCAGGAAGGCUAUGAAGGCUGUUGAAGUUGACAGAGAUGUUCUUAAGAAGGAGAAGGCAAAGCUUGAGCUUGUUGUUGCUGAGCUGCUGAAAGAAGGGUAUGGCAGCAAGGAGAAGUUAGAGCAAAUCAAGGCCAUCCUUGAGUCUUGAAGCUUGAUCUUGGUGAAGUAAGUACAUCCAAAGGCCUUUAUAUAAGGAUGUGGCCUGGCAUGACUGCAAGUGAUUAUGGGUGUACAUUUUGGGGGAAUGUGAAGUUUAACCUAGUGCAAGAACCUUAUUUCCUAUGUUGUUAAGUUGUAAUGGAUCUUCUAUUAAGUAGUGGAAAUGGAUCUCUUAUGCUACUAAGUUGUGGAAAUGUAGAAUGUAUGCUAUUAAGUGUUCAACUUGAUCUUAUAUCUUUUAUAUGUUAUUUGUUAGCCUACUAAUAUUA